Molecule: messenger RNA, 2088 nt
Organism: Fundulus heteroclitus (mummichog)
Lineage: Eukaryota; Metazoa; Chordata; Actinopteri; Cyprinodontiformes; Fundulidae
Product: dickkopf-related protein 2
Exons: 4
Coding region: 98-964 (288 amino acids)
Biological process (GO): negative regulation of canonical Wnt signaling pathway; multicellular organism development
Cellular component (GO): extracellular region
Molecular function (GO): co-receptor binding; receptor antagonist activity
Source: RefSeq, a predicted model, not a curated record
UUCUGUGGUUUUAACUCUGGAACCCCUCUGCAGAUCCGCCGCUGGUUGCCUUGGUGUGCGUCCCCACUGACAGUAAACCCCGUCCUGAGAUCCAGCGAUGCGCAUCCAGCUGGUGCUGAUGGUGAGCGUCGGGGUCGCGCUCCUCGCGUGCGCCCGCCGCGGGGAGGCGCGCGUCCGCCUGAACGCCAUCAGAACCGUGGUCCUGACCGAAGAUCACGCGCUGCCCGUGAACAGGAGCGCGUGGGGACCGGGCAUGGACCUGGCGCGAUACCAGUGCAUGAGCGACCUGGAGUGCAGCGAGGGCAACUACUGCCACAUCCCGACCAAAGGCCCCGGCCACUCCCGCUGCCAGACCUGCCGCCGGAGGAACAGGCGUUGCCAGAGGGAUAGCAUGUGUUGCCCUGGCAACCACUGCAACAUCAACACUUGUGUUCCAGACGUGGACAGUUUUUUGCCUCAGAGGAUCCUGGAUACUGAUGGAGACAUGAAACCGCCAUCUAAGAAAGGAUGGAAGAAAAGAGGGAGAGUGAACAUUAAAGGGUCUCCUGGUAAAGGUCAGGUGGGGGACCCUUGCCUGCGCUCCUCAGACUGCUCAGACAGUCUGUGCUGCGCUCGUCACUUCUGGGCCCGGAUCUGUAAGCCGGUGCUGCGGGAAGGACAGGUUUGUACGCGUCAGCGGCGUAAGGGGCACCAGGGCUUGGAGCUGUUUCAGCGCUGCUCCUGUGGGGAAGGACUCUCCUGCCGGUCGGUGCGUGACCCAAACAGCCAGACUGCCCCACCAUCGUCCUCCAUGCUGCAGGACAAGGCCAUGAAUCCCAGGUUUUCUUCCUUGUCUCGGCACUCCUCUCCCCACACCUCAGUGCUGUCUGCCACCUCGUCGUCUUCGUCUUCAGCGGUGGCAAAGACGAGACUCCACAUGUGCCAGAGAAAGGAAGUUGGACAGAUGGGGAGGAAAACAGACUGACGGAGGGAUGGACGGAGCACAAACAACUGCUUUUCUAUGUCUGUGAUCAAGCCCAGAGGCAGAGGGAGGCGGAAACAUUUGUAAAAGAAAGGGGAGGGGUGAGUAGCAUUCCUGUUUACACCUGUGAAAAUUUCCCUCACUCCUCCUUGAAGUGUCCAGGUAUCUGGAUGGUAAUCCACGUCUCGUCCGGCAACAUUGACAAAGCAACUGAAUGGGAUGCGAAAUCCUUUGAGGUUCGGAUGUGAUUUCCUCCAGGGUAUCUAGAGAGACUGAAACCACUUUGAAAUCCAGUCUGACCCCUUUUAGGCCAACAACAAAAGUGCAAAUGUUGAUGAAUAUCUGAUGUGGUUCCCUCACGUAUGAAAGGAAACACAUUUGUUUUCAGCUUUUGAUGUGUUCCUCUGUCAUCCUCAAAGGCCUUACAUGAGCUGAAGCCCUCAGCGUUACUUCAGCUUAGGCUAAAGUCAGACCCAACAAAACCAAGCUAAUCUAUGUGCUAAAGGAUUUUUGUUGAGUUUGCAGAUAAUGUCACCCAAAUGCAAUUUGUGUUCAUCAAACUUUGGAUUUACGUUUCACUAAAUCACGUUGCAGUUUUAUAUUAAUCUAUUCCAACUCUCGGACAUUGUACCACAGACAUAUAAGCAGGUUUUGUCAAGCUAUCCUCGAUCUGGAAAUGUUUCCUUGCUGAAUUUGCACCACUGUUGGAAUUCCUUUCACAUAACUUAUAUAUCUUUGUUUUAAAGUCAUAAAAACUAACAUUAUCUCUGAAUGUUGUCAAUUUUGUUUUCAUUUUAGUUUUUCUAACUGGGUUUACUGCCUGAGAGAAAUGUUAUGUUCCCUGGUGAAAAAUAAAACUAAUGAACAUUUAAGAUCUGAAUGUAUUUCCAGACAGUCUUUGCGCUUGCACUGAUAUGUUGAAGUAAUUAUAUUAACAUAAAGUUGGUCUUUUGUAGUAAAUCUGGGUGUAAUGUCUAUUUAUUGUGUUUACCUGUAAGUUCAUAAAACAAUAAAAAAUAAAGAUGUUUUUCUGAAAUGUAUCAGUUUGGGAAUAAGGUUUCACUAGAUUUAUGAAUAAAUUGUAUUUUUUCUUGCUAUAAAGUAUGUUUUGUAACAUAGUAAAAGGC